Messenger RNA from Pseudophryne corroboree (corroboree frog), 2858 nucleotides. It is a transcript of the gene DNAAF5, whose product is annotated as dynein axonemal assembly factor 5. The coding region runs from base 87 to 2603 and encodes 838 amino acids. The record is from RefSeq and is a predicted model, not a curated record. Gene Ontology annotation, molecular function: dynein intermediate chain binding. The transcript has 13 exons. Gene Ontology annotation, biological process: outer dynein arm assembly; cilium movement; inner dynein arm assembly. Gene Ontology annotation, cellular component: cytoplasm. Lineage: Eukaryota; Metazoa; Chordata; Amphibia; Anura; Myobatrachidae.
UCGCUGCUGAUAAAGUUUCGUGCUGGGUCCCUGCGCCGUUGCCGGCCUGUGUUGAGGAAGCGCUCUGUGUUACCAGGGUUACAGCAAUGGCGGCGGGCGGUGAGCAACGUGCGGCCUCCGAAGUGUCCCAGGCCCUGGCCCGGCACCUGAACUGUCUCAGCGAUGAUAACAAGAGCACUAGGAAGAGGGCGCUGGUCGCCAUCCAGCAGGAAGCCGAGGAUAAGAGGCUUUCCAGCGGGGUCCUGCAGGAGGUGUUCAGGGAGCUGCUGAAACCGCUGCUCAGGUGCCUGGCAGACCCCAUGGAGAGGUGCAGGGAGCUGGCUGUCCAAAUCCUUACUUACUGUGUGACCAACGUGCCCAGGCCUGAGGAGGCACUGUCAUACCUGGUGCCAGCGAUUACACAGCGCCUGGGUAACCCUGAGAUUGUGGAGCCCUCGGAGGAGCUCCGGCUAGCCCUGACCGAGCUUCUGAGCCUCCUCGUAGAGGUUUGCGGCAAGAAGCUGGGGCCCUACUUGGACGAGAUGGUCAGGAUAUUGCAGAGGACGAUCAUAGACCCCUUCCCUGAUGUCAAGAGAGAAAGCAGCAAGUGUGCUGUGAACUAUGCCAGGAGCAUCCCAGAACAUUUUCACUUGCAGGCAGAAUCUCUAAUUAAACCACUUAUGCAAACCAUUUCACAUCAGCAUUCGAAAGUCCGUGUAGCAGUUAUUCAGGCAACAGGUGCUGUUAUACAGUAUGGCAACGGGAAGUCUGUGGAUGAUGUACUGUCUCACCUGGCACAAAGACUUUUUGAUGACUCUCCUCCGGUUCGACUGGCAGUCACUGUUGUUGUUGGUAAUUGGCUUUUGGAGCUCAGAGAUAGAUAUUCAUACUUCCAUAAACUGAUACCUCUUCUGCUAAGCAGCACUACGGAUGAGAUCCCUGAUAUUAGACAAACGGCCUUGGAAUAUUGGCAGAAAAUUGGUUUACAAUGGGAGAGAGAGAACGAAGAUGAUCUGAAAGACCAAAUGGACUUCGGUGUCCCUUGUCCUCCAUUGUAUCCAUCUGGAGUUCAGCGACCUGGACUGGGAUGUCGUGAGCUGAUUUUUAGGAACCUGUCUAAGAUCCUCCCAGCUAUCAGUCACGACAUAACUGACUGGGUUGCAGCCACACGCAUUAAAGCCGCACAGCUCCUUUUAGUCUUGUUGCUGCACGCAGAGGAUCAUACCACGCAGCACAUGGAGCUUUUACUCAGUACACUUUACCGAUCAUGUCUGGAUGAAGAGGAGAAAGUAGUGCAAAAUAGUGUAAAGUCGGCAGAGUUAAUCGGUACAUUUGUGAGCCCUGAGGUGUUCCUCAAGCUGGUUUUGCCGGCACUUCGCAAGUCUCCGCUGGCCUCUCACCUGAUGGUCUUGUCGGCAUAUAUCAGAGGAAGCUCAAAGGAAGUGCUGCAGCCCCACCUGCAUCGUAUUGCUGAUGUCCUUUGCCAGACUGAGAUCUGUCAGGGGUCCGAAAAGGUGUUGUACCUGGAUCAGUUUCUCUGCUGCAUACAGUCCUUGAUUAACAUAUGCCAGCAGUACUGUACAGACAUCAGCCUGCAUUGUAUGAAGGUCCUGAUAACAAUACUUGCCAGCCCAGCCUCUGAAACCCUCUAUGAAAAGGUUCAAGGCGUCAUGCAGUCACUGGCAGAUGUACAAGGUGUGGGCACCCCUCAAGGUCUGUACAGGCAUCACAUGCAGCAGCUGAUGCAGUGGGCAUCUGCAGGUCAUGAUCAAUGGACCAGCUAUUCCAUGGAGCGAGCACAGUUUGAGGUCCUCAUCUCCGAGUCUGGCCCUGUCGUUGGAGAGCAUCUUGAUCUCUUAUUUCCGGUUUUAAAGACCUGUCUUCAGCCAACCAAAGAGCCAGAGAUGCGCUUGAAACUCUUCACCAUGCUGUCCAAACUUCUGCUAAAAGCCAACGAAACCGUCAACUCUAAAGGGCAGUUCCAUAGUUACUCAGAAACAAUCAUCAAGGACAUACUGGUCCCUAACCUGAAGUGGCAGGCUGGGAGGACGGCAGGAGCCAUUCGCACCAUUGCUGUUUCCUGCCUCUGGGUACUCUUCCAGAGUGAUGUUCUAUCCCCUCAAGAGAUUCUCCAGGUGGUGGACGUACUGAUGCCCCAAGUGCUGGUUACUCUGGAAGAGGAUUCAAAGAUGAGCCGGCUGAUGUCAUGUCGCAUUGUCAGGGCUCUCCUGGCAGUCAGUGAGCAUCACUUGGAUCCAGACAAGCUGAACAAGAUUUACCCUGAGCUUAUCAAGCGCCUCGAUGAUGCUUCUGAUGAAGUUCGGAUCACUGCUGCUAAAACGCUGAAUCUGUGGUUUAAAUGCAUUGAUGACCGAUAUGAGAGGACCACCUAUAAGGGCCAUCUGGAAUUCUUAUACCGGGGCCUCCUUGUACAUCUUGAUGAUCCCGAUACUAGUAUCCAGACCACAGUACUAGACGCUCUGAAAGAUGCCGGAGUUGUAUACCCGUCGCUGCUGGUACAAGAAAUUGAAGCUGUGAAACAUAAACACAGAACUCCAGCAUAUUGCGAUCAACUCCUGCAGCACAUGCAGCUCUGCAUAAACAGCCAAUCAGGAUCCACGUAGCGCCAUUCUCUAGAAGAGUAAUAUAUUUUCCAUAUCCCAUGUGUCACAGUAUGCCAUUUUAUAUAUGUAAUGUAUGUAUUUUACAUGUCCACAAAAUACUUUGAUGGGAAAAGUCAGGCAGUCCAGUGUGUACAUCCACAAUGUGGAAUCUACCCAUGGGUUGUUCAAUAAAGCUUUUCCAUUGUUAGCCAGGAAAUUAUAGGAAUCCACAUUCUUUUUAACUUUAUUUUUUAAAAUAAAUACAUUUUUAAAAUG